AUGGGUCACUGGAGAGACAUCUUCAGCGUCAAUGGCGAGCGGGCUCGCCAUCGUCUGCAUAUAGAACAACGUCGAUUGCUCCCUGCUUAUACUGUCGACGAAGCUUCUCCCCCGCAUCCAUCGAAAGAAAUCACCAAGGUUGCACUGCGGUUGAAGUACCAGAUUGAACAGGUGGUACCAUGCGAGCUCCAGGAGGAUGACCUCACCAACCCGAACAGCCGGAUCAUCACAAAGGAUGUUAUUCAGACCGCUAAGCAGGCUGGGACCGGUGAACUUCGUGGCUGCGUUGUGAUUGCGCUGCUUGUUUGUCUGAGAUGGUUCAAGUACCAAGCUACGGUUGAGCUCUGGGACUCGGAUCUGCUUGAAAGUCGGGCCGUUGCAAGUGAGGUUAUUGCCAAGCGCAUCAUCGAAACCGAAGAGAACCAGGACUUCCUGUUCAAGGAAUGCCUGCUGAAGCGUUACUCAUAUUUCGCGGACGGGGAAGAAACUACCCCGGCCAACGUCAUCGAACGUGCGGUUGACCUCCAUGCUCUGAGGGUCAUCGGCUCCUCUGGCUAUCAGAAAUGUAUUAAAUAUCUCUGGAAUGGCUGGUAUUGCCAGGAGGAAGGGAACCCGACCAACUUCGUUGAAUAUCAUAAGCGGGAUGAUCCUCACUUUACGACUCAUUUCCAUCCAGACCGCAUGCGAGCCCCGGUUUAUCAGAAUGUAUGCCAGAUCGUCUUCUCGCUGGUGUAUCUCACGCUGUACUCGGCAGUCAUCAACACAGUCAAUCCGACCGGAGACCUGGACUUUGCCGAGGGGGUCCUCUAUGUUAUGACUUUGGCUUUCAUUUGCGACGAGCUCACCAAGCUAUGGAAAGUCGGAAGAAACUAUUUUGAUUUCUGGAACGCCUUCAACUCAACACUAUACACCCUUCUGGCUAUAUCAUUCUUCUUGCGUAUCGCUGCAUUGGCACACUCCUCCUCGGCCGAUGACGAACAAAGGCAGGAACUGAAUCGGCUUAGCUACAACUUCAUAGCCCUUGCGGGCCCAAUGUUCUGGAUGCGUAUGAUGCUUUACCUGGAUUCAAUCCGCUUCUUCGGUGCCAUGUUCGUGGUCCUGCGGGUUAUGAUGAAAGAAAGCAUCAUCUUCUUUGCACUCCUUUUCGUCGUUCUUGUGGGAUUUUUCCAGGCCUUUGUUGGAAUGGCACAAGUCGAUGCCGAUGUUCCUGUCACAGGCUCGAUUAUCCAAGGAAUGGCAAAUAGUAUCAUGCAGAGCCCCGAGUUUGACACGUUCCAGGACUUUGCUUUCCCAUUUGGCAUCAUUCUUUACUACCUCUUCAACUUUAUUGUCAUGAUUGUCCUGUUGAACAUCCUGAUUGCGCUUUACAACAGUGCGUAUGAGGAUAUCUCUGGGAACGCCGUUGAUGAAUAUAUGUCAAUCUUUGCUCUGAAGACGAUGCAAUUCAUCCGAGCACCAGACGAAAAUGUUUUCAUUCCACCCUUCAACCUUCUCGAGAUUAUAUUCCUGGUGCUCCCAUUUGAAUGGUGGCUUCCUCGCCGUUACUACGCCAAGAUCAACGAUUUCAUCAUGGCCGUCAUUUACUCUCCCCUUCUUCUUAUUGUCGCAUCUCUCGAGACGCGCGAGGCCCGUCGGAUCAGAUGGAACCGUCGCCGCGGCGAAGAGGAUGAUGACGACGUCCAGGAGUGGGAGCACGUUGCUGAAGAAGUUGAUUUCGAAAUUGAUGAUACCUGGCGACAGACUGUUCGCGAGUCCACACCAAAUGUCAAUACCGACACCUGCACUGUGGAGAUCAUCAAGCUGCAGCAACAGGUUAAGGAACUCACUGAGACUGUUCGACUUUUGACUAAUGAGAGGAAAAACGAGACUAUGUCUGGGGUGAAUGGUGAGUCUAGCUCCAGCGGAAGUGCACACGAUUAA
Messenger RNA from Aspergillus chevalieri, 1920 nucleotides. RefSeq names its product putative potassium ion channel Yvc1 (gene yvc1). The record is from RefSeq and is a predicted model, not a curated record. The transcript is spliced from 5 exons. NCBI's taxonomy places the organism in Eukaryota, Fungi, Ascomycota, Eurotiomycetes, Eurotiales, Aspergillaceae. The coding region runs from base 1 to 1920 and encodes 639 amino acids.